AUUAAGUAGAUCAUGUACGAUAUCUCGAAAAUUGUUAAGUUCACAUUGUAAGCAGUCGUAAACGAUCGUAACCAUCUUAACUUAGAUAUGUUUGGUAUUGUUUUUGACUGCUAUAAAAGCUCCAGUGUUGUAUUUCAGUAUUAUAGAUACUAUUUGAUAGUGCUUUAAUGAAACAAUGACCAUGGUUAGUAGGAAACGCCACAGUACACACGAUUCUGGGCAGGAACCAAAAGCUAAGAUAGAAAAAAACAGUCCUAAGUCUAAGAAACAAAGGAAGCCUAAGAAAAGAAAUGCUGAGACCCUUAGAAAAGAUUCAAAGAGGACAAAAGCAGCUGAAAAGCCAAAUUGGCCAGAGUUCAAAAAGAAGAAGAAAGAACUAAGAAACACACGGAAGGAACAGAAGUGUACUAUUUACACUCUUAUUAAUAAAUCAAAAAAGCUGUGGGAAGAGGUUCGGAGAAAUGAUUGUCCCAUUGAACAGCGGGAAAAACUAACCUUAGAAAUACAUGGCUUAUUAAGAAACAAGCUGCACAAGGUUGUAUAUUCUCAUGACUUAUCUCGAGUAAUUCAGUGGUUACUAAAAAUUGGAACACCUGAUUUGCGAGCAGCAAUUACAGAAGAGCUUGUACCUCAUGUGCCAGCCAUGCUUCAGUCCAGAUAUGCUUGCUUCUGUGUGAAAAGAAUGUUGAAGUAUGGUUCCCAUGAGUCCAGGAAGGCCAUUAUACGUUCUCUUCACGGAAAGGUGGUGAAGCUUACAAGUCAUUCUGUCGCUGCUCCCAUUCUUGAACACACAUAUUCAACAUGGGCAAGUGCAUUCGAGAAGAGUCAGUUGCGACAGGAAUUCUACGGCGACAUGUACAAACAGGACAAGGAGAGUGAUGUGAACAGUCUUGAUGAUGUUUUCCAGAAAACACCAACCAUGAAGGAAGCUAUUCUCAGUGCUGUGAAAGCCAACAUGUCACGUAUUCUUGACAAAAAACUAACAAAAUCUUCUUUGCUACACACAGUUCUGUGUGAAUAUUUGAGACAUUGCUCAAAGGAAGACCGUGAUGAGGCUCUCUUACAGAUACAGAAUUCUCUUCUGGACUUCACCAGUACAAGGGAUGGUGCACAUGUCGCCAUAAUGUGCAUCUGGCAUGCUUCAAAUAAAGUAAAGAAAAUGAUCAUGAAGAGUUUAAAGGGACACAUGAUGGAAGUUGCCAAGUCUGAACAUGGGCAUCUGAUUCUUCUGGCUCUGUUUGAUACUGUGGAUGACACUGUUCUCCUGAAAAAGAUGCUGAUGCCUGAAGUUUUAGGAGAUUUAUGGAGUGUUGCAAGUGAUGAAUAUGGAAGGAAGGUCAUCCUAUACUUGGUAGCACAUAGAGAUCCCUUGUAUUUCCAUCCCACAGAAGUGGACAUGCUCAGAAAGGGCGCUGCACUCAGCUGUAUUAAGAAGGAUCUGGAAGUGAGAAGAUCAGAAUUGCUGGAUGCAGUGUCGGAUCCCUUAUUGGAGGCUAUUGCAAAUGAUGCAGAAACGUGGCUCAGCAACAGUUCUAUUGGAAUGGUUACACUGGCAGUUCUCAAAUCAGGAAAAGGUUCUGAGCUGCAGAAGGCUUUUGAGACCAUUGCUGAAUAUAUCUGUGAUGUGACAAAAAAAAUUUCUGAAGAGAAACAGGAAUUCUUUGUUGUGGAACAUGCUGGAACUCACCUGAUGCUGAAGAAACUUAUACAGCAUGACAAAGAGAGAUUAAGGAAUGGAGAAGUGACCUUCAGUUCUGUGCUGGUGUCGAAGCUAACAGAAGGCACACUUUUGUCAUGGAUAACUUACAACAGGGGAUGCUUCCUGUUAGUCGCUAUGAUGGAAAACAGAAUCCAGUCUGUAGUUGAUGAAACCCAAAGGAAGCUUCAGCCACUGAUUUCACAUAUAAGGAAGCAGACUUCAGUGGGAGCCAGUAUUCUGCAUAAAAGGCUCACAGCAUAAAAAGUGUUUUCAGAUUCUUUGAGAAAAAGACAUGUUGGAAAACUGGAAUUGUGCACAAGAAUAUAUAUUUUCUGUAAGUGGAUUAUCUCUGUUCGACAUAUAUAAUAAAAAUCAGUGUUAUA
Messenger RNA from Cryptotermes secundus, 2082 nucleotides. It is a transcript of the gene peng, whose product is annotated as pumilio homolog 3. The coding region runs from base 176 to 1960 and encodes 594 amino acids. Gene Ontology annotation, biological process: regulation of translation. Lineage: Eukaryota; Metazoa; Arthropoda; Insecta; Blattodea; Kalotermitidae. The record is from RefSeq and is a predicted model, not a curated record. The transcript is spliced from 12 exons. Gene Ontology annotation, molecular function: mRNA binding. Gene Ontology annotation, cellular component: nucleolus.